Messenger RNA from Penicillium alfredii, 1590 nucleotides. Its product is annotated as aminotransferase-like domain-containing protein. Gene Ontology annotation, biological process: aromatic amino acid catabolic process; L-tyrosine biosynthetic process. The record is from RefSeq and is a predicted model, not a curated record. Lineage: Eukaryota; Fungi; Ascomycota; Eurotiomycetes; Eurotiales; Aspergillaceae. The transcript is spliced from 7 exons. The coding region runs from base 1 to 1590 and encodes 529 amino acids. Gene Ontology annotation, molecular function: L-2-aminoadipate:2-oxoglutarate transaminase activity; pyridoxal phosphate binding; aromatic-amino-acid:2-oxoglutarate transaminase activity.
AUGAGCCCGCCUGCUUUGGAUGUUGAUAUGAGGGGGGAUACUGACACCUCGGCUGUCCCCGUCCCGGACCCGUUAACUGUCAAUGGCGUUCCGGGGUGGAGGGCCAAGAUGGCUCAGAUUCCCACCGGUGUUGCGGCCGCGUGCAGUAGCGACAUGUUCAAGAGUCCGAAUUGCUAUACCAAGCCCAAGGCCAAGCGGUUUGACCGUAAGUAUACGCCACAUCCUGUUGCGGAGACAGUUUCCUUCGCUGGAGAUGUUGUGCUUGAUCGUCUAUCCGUCGAAGCCAAGUCUCGCAAGCAAUCGACUCUUAAAGGCGCAGCCCAAUAUUUGAAGAAGCCAGGACUCAUCUCCCUUGGUGGUGGCCUGCCCUCCCCGGAAUACUUCCCUUUCGAGCAUCUCGAUAUCAAGGUUCCCACCGCCCCGGGCUUCUCGCCAGAAGAAACGCAAAAGUCAGGAUCGGUUUUGCGGGCUGGAAAGCAUGAUAUUCAGGAAGGGAACAGCCUCUACGAUUAUUCACAACCCCCCUACGCUGACUGGCACUGUACCAUGACCGCCGGCAGCACCUACGCAUGGGACACAGCGCUGCGGGUGCUGUGCGAGAGAGGAGACUAUAUCAUCAUGGAGGAGUAUACGUUCGCCAGUGCAGCCGAAACCGCCUUCCCGCUGGGCAUCAAAGCGCUGGCCGUGCCCAUGGACGACCAAGGUCUGAUACCCGAGGCGAUGGAUGACCUCCUGAGCAACUGGGACACUGAAGCGCGAGGCGCGCGCAAGCCCUUCGUGCUGUACACGAUCCCAACCGGCCAGAACCCGACGGGAGCGACGCAGUCGGCCGAACGCCGUCGGGCCGUAUACAAGGUCGCACAGAGGCACGAUCUCUACAUCGUCGAAGAUGAGCCCUACUACUUCCUGCAGAUGCAGCCGUACGCCGGCGAGGGUGGGGCACCUCUGCCUCCGCCUGCAACCCACGAGGACUUCAUCAAGUCUUUGACCCCGUCGUAUCUGAGCCUCGAUGUCGAUGGCCGUGUGUGCCGCCUCGAGUCGUUCUCUAAGGUUGUCUCGCCGGGUUCUCGUGUUGGCUGGAUUGUGGCCUCGGAGCAGAUGGUUGAGCGCUUCGUCCGCAACUUCGAGGUCUCCUCGCAGAACCCUAGUGGCAUCGCGCAGAUCGUCCUCUUCAAGCUCUUGGAUGAGCACUGGGGUCACUCCGGGUAUUUGGAUUGGCUGAUCAACCUGCGCAUGCAAUAUACUGGGCGUCGCGACUCAAUGGUCCACGCGUGUGAGCAGCAUAUGCCCCGGGAAAUCGCUCGCUGGAAGGCGCCCGCCGCCGGCAUGUUCCAUUGGAUUGAAAUCGAUUGGCGCAAGCACCCAGGCCUGGCUAGCGGCAAGACCCGCGACUCGAUUGAAGAGGAGAUUUUCCUGUCUGCCGUCGACCAGGGCGUUCUGCUCUCGCGCGGCAGCUGGUUUAAGGCCGAUAGCUCCGUUGUGGAGGACAAGAUGUUCUUUCGUGCCACCUUUGCGGCUGCGUCUUCGGAAAAGAUCUCCGAGGCCAUCUCGCGUUUUGCAGGGUCUCUGCGGGUCCAGUUUCAUCUUUAA